Messenger RNA from Fragaria vesca subsp. vesca, 1431 nucleotides. Its product is annotated as protein bem46-like. The coding region runs from base 97 to 1041 and encodes 314 amino acids. Gene Ontology annotation, biological process: proteolysis. The record is from RefSeq and is a predicted model, not a curated record. Gene Ontology annotation, molecular function: serine-type peptidase activity; palmitoyl-(protein) hydrolase activity. Lineage: Eukaryota; Viridiplantae; Streptophyta; Magnoliopsida; Rosales; Rosaceae. Gene Ontology annotation, cellular component: membrane. The transcript is spliced from 8 exons.
AAUUAGAAACGGCAAAAUUAAAACCUCCUCUCCAAACAGAAGGAGAGGCAGAGACUCAGAGAGAGACUGGUCGCCGAAGAAGCAAAACGCAAAGCCAUGGUGUCGUACAUGAACGCGUUGCUGUACGGCGUCGGAGGCAUCGUCGUCGCCGGCAUGGCUCUACUGGUGGCUCUCCAGGAACGACUCGUCUACGUGCCGGUCCUACCGGGGCUGACCAAGUCUUACCAGAUUACGCCGGCCCGGCUCCGACUCACCUACGAGGACGUCUGGCUCCGAUCCCCGGACGGCGUUCGCCUCCACGCCUGGUUCAUCAAGCUCUUCCCUGACUGCCGAGGUCCGACGCUUUUGUUUUUCCAAGAGAAUGCUGGAAAUAUUGCGCAUCGUCUUGAAAUGGUUCGCAUAAUGUUGCAAAAGUUGCAGUGUAACGUGUUUAUGCUCUCAUAUCGAGGGUAUGGAGCAAGUGACGGAUUUCCUUCUCAACAUGGAAUUAUUAAAGAUGCUCAGGCUGCGUUGGAUCAUCUUUCUGAGAGGACUGACAUUGACACAUCUAGAAUAGUUGUCUUCGGAAGGUCGCUUGGGGGUGCAGUUGGAUCUGUGGUUGCUAAAAACAAUCCUGAUAAGGUUGCUGCAUUGAUUGUUGAAAACACCUUCACAUCCAUUUUGGACAUGGCUGGAGUUUUGCUGCCCUUCCUGAAGUAUUUUAUCGGAGGCAGUGGUUGCAAAGGUCCCAAAAUCCUUAAUUUCCUCGUGCGUUCUCCUUGGAGUACAAUCGAUGUCAUUGGCGAGGUUAAGCAGCCGAUCCUAUUUCUCUCUGGUUUGCAAGACGAGAUGAUUCCCCCGGUCCACAUGCAUAUGCUGUAUGCAAAAGCAGCUGCUCAUAAUAGGCAAUGUGUUUUUGUGGAAUUUCCUAAUGGUAUGCAUAUGGAUACUUGGCUCUCAGGUGGUGAUCAAUAUUGGAGAACAAUCAAGGAGUUUCUAAAAGAGCAUGUUCCAGAGGGACGAGAUGAUGAAUCAUCAAAGACUGAUGUGGUGGCAAAGUGAUUGGAUGGAUUUUAGACUUCUCCAAGCAUAUAUCAUUGGCUCCCCGCAGGACUCAAACAUUUUUCUACCUUUUUUUUGAAGCUGCAGCAGUUAAAAGCUCUAUUUGAGGAGUCGCUCUGCCAAGACCUGCCUGCACCACCUGUUCAGGUUUCCCCUGUAAAAGAUUCUUUGUUGUUUACGAAAUUCAGAAGGAUGCAGACGAAUGUGAAUGCCUUGGAUAUUACUAUAUGGCUUCUGGCAUACAAACCUGAAUCUUAAUCUGCCCCCGCGCUAACCCCCAUUGUAUGAAAUAAGAUUUCUUGCAAAUAUAUAUCUGGAGUUUAGCACUUGACUGCUUGUAUCUCAGUUAUUGUGAUGCUUCAGGACUAUGCUAUAAAAUGGUUAGUUUGA